Messenger RNA from Sceloporus undulatus (fence lizard), 6095 nucleotides. It is a transcript of the gene PEA15, whose product is annotated as proliferation and apoptosis adaptor protein 15. The transcript has 4 exons. The coding region runs from base 194 to 586 and encodes 130 amino acids. NCBI's taxonomy places the organism in Eukaryota, Metazoa, Chordata, Lepidosauria, Squamata, Phrynosomatidae. Gene Ontology annotation, molecular function: protein binding. Gene Ontology annotation, biological process: regulation of apoptotic process; MAPK cascade. The record is from RefSeq and is a predicted model, not a curated record.
CUCUCUCUCUCUCUCUGGGAGUCUCAGUCUGGCUGGGUCUCUCUCUGCCUGCUCCCUCUUUGGGCUGCCAUCGCCCUCCGGAGGAAGAGGAGGAGGAGGAGAAGGAGGAAGGCCAGGUGGGGCACUGGCCCCCGAGAGACUGCCAUCCAAGCAGCCGGAGCCGGGUUCCAGUCCUGCGGGGGGAUCCGCCGAGAUGGCGGAGUACAGCAGCCUCUUGGAGGACCUUGCGGAGAACAUCACCAACGAGGACCUGGACCAGCUGAAGUCGGCCUGCAAGGAGGACAUCCCCAGCGAGAAGCACGACCAGAUCGCCACCAGCAAGGACUGGUUCGGCUUCCUGGAGAAGCACAAGAAACUGGACAAAGACAACCUCUCCUACAUCGAGCACAUCUUUGAGAUCUCCCGCCGCCCCGACUUGCUCACGAUGGUGGUGGAGUACCGGACCCAAGUGCUGAAGAUCUCCGAAGAGGACGAAGUGGACACCAAGCUCACCAGGAUCCCCAGCGCCAAGAAAUACAAAGACAUCAUCCGGCAGCCAUCCGAAGAAGAGAUCAUCAAACUGGCUCCCCCCCCAAAGAAGGCUUAAAGUAGGCCGGGUGGGGGGGCCAGGAGGAGGAGGAGGAGGGGGAAGAAGGACCCUCGCCACCUCUUCCGCUCCCCCCGGGUUUGGGCAGUCGGCCAGCCCUUCUCCUCUCCUCCUCUGACUGCCCCCUCCGUCGCCUGGGGCGGGGGUCCAUGGGGCUGGCAGCAGCUGUGGCCACUAACCAAGUCUUUAAUCCCACCCAAAGCCCACCCCUCCCUCCUUCCCCCUCAGGUUCCCAUUUCUGUCACUGACCAGAAUGAAUUCAGAAAAACCCCUUCCCCUGACCCCCUCCCCAUAAAAGGACUUGCUUGGAGGCUGGUGGUGCUUUGCAAGUGUAGAUCCCCCCCUUGGCUGCCUCUGCCACCCACUUUGCCCCCAAAGGGAAGGGGCAGACCCCCAAACUGAGUCUAGAGAGUGUGACUUGUGUGAGGACAAGAUAGCAGUGGAUGUAGGGAGAGAGGCGAUGAGAGCAGGGCAUGGGGCACCGGGAGGCAUCCAGACCCACCUCACUUCACAGGGGCAGAUGUGGGGCAAGUGAAGGGAAUGGACCUCCAAGUGCUAGCCCACCCCAAGUGCUGCAGAGAGAGUGGGGCAUGAGAGGGGACCCCAGUAUCUUCAGCAUAUCCAGCAAGGAUAGGACGGGGAAGGGGAUGUCUGAGAAUGCUGCAGCCUGCCACUUCGGGGGGCAGAGAGGGGAGCCCCAUUUCUGUUACCCUUUGGACCCCACUGCCCCUUUGGCUGGAAUCCCAUCAGGGUCUUGUGGUCUCUCCUGGAGUGGCCUUGCCCACCAUCUCAAGCCACCUGGGCAGUGUCAUGGCUGUUUACCAGACCCCUCAGGUGGCACAGAGCAUUUGGGGACGGGCGCAUUGGCACAACGACUGGCUCUCUUCAGGACUAUUUGGCCCCUACCUGCAAACCUCCAGUCCCUCUUCCCUUCGGAGGAGAGCCAGUUUCCAGCUGGUUGGAGUGGAGAAGGGUCAUUUCCAAGGGCAGCAGCGGGUGACAGGUGGCAAGGGAGCCAUGUUGCACUAGAGAAUGGAGGACAAAGCAGAAUGAGGAAAAGAGAAAGCAUUGGGCAAAGAAAGGUCAGAGAAGUGGACUACAGAGAGGAAAAAUGGCCAGAGCAGACAUUGGAUUUGGGGGUCUCCUCCUUCCCUUUUGAGGUGUCAGGGAAAGGGGUCAGCAGGGGCUCUGGGGUGGCUCUUGAUUCCCAUUUGCCCACUAGCCAGCCUCCCGGCCUGUCCACCCACGGCCCACUUUGUGCCUUUCCUUGGUUUUGGUUGUUGUGCUGUCACCUCUCCGUUAGUGCCUCCUUCACCCCCCAGCCCUCCUUCGCCUCUAAGCACCCCCUUCCUGACCUUUGGGCAGAGGGGCUUUGGAGGGGCUGCCUGCCUUGGCACUGCUCUUGACCCAUCCUGGUUUUGCUGGGAAAAGGAGAGGCUCAGCUCAGACGGCAGCUGGGGAUAUUGGCCAGCAUCAGAGAAGCCCUUGGGCCUUGGAGCCAUGAGUGCGGAAGAGGCUGCUGGCCCCAUCCCCCAGACCCUGGCAGCGGUGGGUUUACUGGUGGCGCCCCUCAAAGAGGUUGCAGGAGGACCCCCUCCCCAAUAUUCCAUUUCCAGGCAGAAAGACUCAUUUCCCCCAUUGCUGCUGCAAGCCCCUCACCCCACCCCAAAGUGGGUCUCCAAAAUCCACACAAGGGGCUCCGGAGGGAGGCGGGUGGCAGGGUAUCCUUCCCCCUUCCUCCUGCCCAGCCAUCAGCAUGAGGUGCCAUGGGGGGCCCAGGCCUAUAGCCCCCAUGGCUGGAUUGGGGGACUGACAUGUGACUGUUUUUUUGGGGGUGGGGUCUCCUGUGAGUCUGGCUGCUUCGUCGGUCUCUGACCCCUUUCCUCCCCACUCCUGAUGCUCUUUGACAGACCCACCGGUUUUGGGGGGAGGGAAGGGGGGAGGGUUUUAUGGGGGGAGAGGAAGCUUCUAGUUCUAACACACCAAGCGGUGGAACUCAUGCCUCUUGCGUUGGACUGCAAUAGGGGUUUCUGUUUUAAUAGGUUUUGAUUAUUUAAUUAACGCUGAAAUCUGUGCUGUGAAUCUCGGUUUGUUAGCCAGGUAGCCCCUCCCGACCCCCGGCAAGCGCCACCUGCGCCAGGCCUUCCCUUUGCGGCUGUGUCGUCCUGUCCUCUGUGUGGCAAGUGGUCAGCAAGGCACCCAGCCCACCCUCCCUGGUCGCCCCAGAUGCCUUCCUCCUCCCUGCAUCCACCCUAAAAACCCUCAAAGACACACCCGGCUCUCUUCACAUCUGACUGUGCUCUGCACCUGGGGGGCAAAGGGGUUGCCUCCCCAAGGGAUCUGGCUGUGCGGCUGCCUUGGUUGCCUGGGCGAGGAACAGCCUUACCCACCCACUCAGUGCCAGCCCCUCGGUGCCUCUUCAGUGCCCUUCCAACAUCCCCAGAGCUGACAAAAAGGGCUGGGGGGGAACUGGGCAGGGACAGAGAUGGAUGGAUGGAUGAACGGAUGGAUGGGGAGACCACAGUUGGGCACUCCCUUCCCGGGGAGGAGGCCCAUGGUCAAUGUGUCCAAACCCUCUGCCCCUCUGCCAGGCACAGAGGCAAUCCACUUUGAGUGGAAAGCCCAUAAGCUCCUGGGACACAGAGCAGGCAUGAAGCCCACCGAACAUCCGGCUGGGUUGCAUGUCUGCCAUUUGUGGGGCUUACCAGGAUUGUGCCAGGCCUGCCCAAAUGUAAAAGGUUGAUACCAUACACGCACAUGCACCAGCGUCUGUGCCCUUGCAGCACCCCAGCUGUUUCCUAGGAUGGUUCCAGGCAAAGUGGGGCAAGGACUCAGAUCCCCAAAUGCACAGUCUGUGAUUUGCCCAGGAUUCCUCGUUCAGGAUCAAAGGCCACGAGGGGAGGCUGAGGCUCCUUUUCCUGCCAGCUUUGUGCCCUGUCUGAAGGCAGGCCUGUGAGGGUCCCAGAGCAGGGGCCAAAAGCCCACCAGAAGGGACCACCUUUGGGCUGAUCUCUGUUUCAAGCAGCCUUAAAUCAGUAUUUUUUCCCCACUCUUGUCUGAUGUUUACAGCCGAACAGUUGGCGCUGAUGUCACUGCAAAUUAGCUAAUUGGCACCGGGUAAAAAUAGUGCCAGAGAAAAAGGCAGGCUAAGGGGAGGAAGGCUAAGAUUCAGAGCAAACAAAGAGCUCAAAAGCAGAAGAGGAAGGAAGCAGAAGAGGCACCGACGGGCAGCUGGGAAGGUGUUUUUGUACCCGCAAUGCCCCCCAUGCCCCAAAAAGCAGCUCUAGGGUGGCCCCCAGAGGAAAGCAAGGGGUCUCUUUUCUCAUAUACACACACAGAAUGUACCAUGCCCAGGGAGAACCAUUCCCUGCCAACUCAAUGCGCCUCCUCUGGCACACUUUGCAGAGGAUGCCCCUUCAAAUAAACAUAUCCACAUGCAACACAAUGCUCUGCGCUGCUGCCUCUGUGGCCCUUUUGCACUGCUCAGUUGUAGUGCUACAAUUCCGCUUUAACUGCCAGAGCUGCAUCUGAUCUAUGUGGGAUUUGUAGCUUGGGGAGGCACGAGAGGGCUGAGAAUUGCAAGUCCCCGAUUUGCCAGUCCCAGGUUUUGAUAGGAUGGGCAGUAGAAUUGUAAUGCCAUAAUUGUGCAGUAUGGAAGGGCUCAGGUGUGCAAUGGUUGCUGAAGAAUGCAAAUGGGCUCCUACCUCCUCUUGUCCUGGAGGUGGGCUUCUUCUCCCUGGCAGUCUUUGCUAGAGUCCAGCUGUGAUCUAGGAGACCUGCCUUUGCUGGGUGCCAGCCAGGCUGGGCACCAGGCCUCUGACCUAUUCCACGAUGCCCGGCAUGUUCUGGUGGCUCUUGGUACUCCUUUGCAGGAGCUCAUCCCCACUUUUCACACCCAUGGAAAGGCACACCCUGCAGGUUGCCACAUGGGCUCCAUGAACGUCUAAAGGGAGCAUUGCCUCUCGUUAAGCGUGGAGCACAUUUAACAGGAUCCAGCUCAGGAGAGCCAGAGCCAUGACCAAGAGGUGCCCACAGAUCAAUACAGACCAUGUCCUCUGCGCCACCUUUAGAAAAACCACCCCUUCCAGGAAAGAGACCCCAGAGCUUAGCUAAGGGUUGAGAGGCCGAGAGCGGGGACCACAACCCUCUCCUUUGCAAACAUCCAGAUGCCACCUAAAAGCCCCCAGAGAUGCCCAUCUGCUGGGAGCAAAGGCUGGGCACCAUCAGAGGAGCCGACAAGAGCAAAGGAAGGCACCCCCAUUCUGCCACAUUUCCAGCCCGCUCUCCACCUUCGUCCCCUCUUUCCCUUCCGGCUUCCACCCCCCAAAAAAACCCAACGCUCAGACCGUGCUAACUGUGUGUACAUAUAUAUUAUAAAUAUAUGUAUAUUAAAUAUAAUAUUGAAUGUUUAGUGUUAACUUAUUGUUUGUUUUUGUUGUCAAAUGGACCAAAAAAAAAAGAGGCAAACAGGAACUAUACCAAGAGUAUUUCUACCGAAACACAAUUUUUGAUUAAAGACGUAUUUAAGAAACAAAGCCAGGAGAUCCUUAAGCCGGUUCCUUUGGCCAAGCCAAGAGGGACACCCCUCCUGAACCCCCAAACAGCUCAGCAAAAGGACUAGGACCGCCUCGCAUGGUUGUUGUGAGGAUGUGUGCGGCAAUGGCAAUGGUUUCGAUGUGAAGUCUAAAGAGGAAAGUGACUCUAGGCCUGUGGAAAACCAGUUCCCCCACCAUCAUCAUUUUGUUCAAGACACUGGAGAGUUACCUUCACUCAUCCCAUGCAGUUCUUGGGGAGCGUUUCGCUUCCAGAUGGGUCUCCUCAGGUCCAGAUCUGGCGGCCAAAGGGACCGGAGAUGAACAGGAGACCUCUGCCUCCACGCAGCCCUGCCAGGCGGGCUCAGCAUCUCCGCUGGCCUUGUGGCCCACAACUGCCACACAUUUAGCUUAGACCCCCAUGAAUUGAUGGGGAGACCCACACAGCCCCCUCAAAGAGCGGCAAACAACUGACCUCACUGGAGCAUGGCCUAGACAGUGGCUCCUGUGCAGAGCGAAGCAGAGUCUCAAGGAACCAUUUUGUAAAACUGCCACAGCCCUUUUGCUCAUCUGUCUGGUUGAAGCAACUGCCCCACCGAGUAGCUCUCAAAAACAGAAAACAUCAGGAGCGGGAGUCGGGCGUCCUUUGGUCAGAACCCCUUCCACAUCUGCAGACCCCAAAGUGGGCAUAUGUUAGCAAUCCCGACCCCCGGAUCUGUUCCUCCCACCGCCUUAAAGUCCCGAGUUUGCCAUGUUUCUAUAGGGUUUUUUUUUCCAAAUGUUUCUUUAAUCAAAACUUGUCCUAGCUGAGAAAUAUUUUGUGUUCGGCCGGGGUUUUAUUUUUGAGAGUAAGCAAUGGACCUUGGCUCCUGCUUUGCUUCCUUUCCUCCCCAGACACUACUCCCCCCCCUUAUUUUUAUUCCAGAAUAUGAAGUCAUUGUUCUAAUACUGGAAAUAAAAGUUGAAGGUAUUGUGUA